Stomoxys calcitrans (stable fly) is the source of this 2102-nucleotide messenger RNA. Its product is annotated as neprilysin-1-like. Bases 66 to 2102 code for a protein of 678 amino acids. Gene Ontology annotation, molecular function: metalloendopeptidase activity. The transcript has a single exon. Gene Ontology annotation, cellular component: plasma membrane. NCBI's taxonomy places the organism in Eukaryota, Metazoa, Arthropoda, Insecta, Diptera, Muscidae. Gene Ontology annotation, biological process: protein processing. The record is from RefSeq and is a predicted model, not a curated record.
UUUAGUAUUGAAAUGAAUCUCUGGAAGGAAAGUUAAGCAACUAUUUUAUUUAACAAAAAAGCAAAAUGUCCCAUAACAUCUUGAUAUUCUAUGCUUUAGUUGCACUUUUGCUGGUUAAACAGAAUCAGGGCUCGGAAAUUUCUGUAGCUGAAUUGAAUGCCCAACAUACCCCAAGUGUCAUACGCCAAACCAAAGCCACAGAAAUGCUGAAAUAUUUCAACACUUCCAUUGAUCCUUGUGAAGAUUUCUUCGAAUUCACUUGCGGUAAUUUUGCCAAACAUCAUCCCACCAAUACAACACUUAACACUUUUGUAAUACUGGAAAAUGCCAUGUUUGACAAAAUCAAAAACGAAAUGCAUGUUGAGGAUUCUGAUGACACCGACGUGGAUAAGAAGAUUAAAAAUUUCUACAGAUCCUGCAUAAUUGCCUGGGAUUGGAUGGGGAGUUAUAAGCAUAAAUUUCAAAAUUUGAUUAAAGAAUUUGGACAAAUGCCAGUUUUGGAGGGUGAGAACUGGCGGGAGAGUGAUUUCGAUUGGAGCAGCACAGUGUCCAGAAUUAUAUAUAAGACUGGAGUACAAAUUUUCUUUGAAAUUGGCGCUAUUAGCGACUUGCAAGAUAACUCGAUUAACCGUGUGGCUUUUGCCCAACCGCCAUUUGACUUGAAGGACAUCUCUUUGUAUAUGGAUGAGUCCUUAUCCAUAGCAAAACAAAUUCGUCGACAGACAAUCGCAAGAGAUUUGCGCCAAUAUUUAGGUGUUCGAAGGGGGUUGAAUGCCAAAACUGCCCAUGAAAUUUUAGAUUUCGAAACCUCAUUGUCCCGCGGUAUGAUUGAUUAUAAACUGAAUGUCAAUCUAAGCGAAAUCUUUAGGCUGGUACCCAUUGAAACUGUUCAGGAGAAAUAUUUACCUGUCUGGGAUACCAAAAAAUUGGUAACUGCAGCCUUGGGCUUCACACCCGACUUCUUGCUUAUUCAACCCGGCUAUCUGGACAACACUUUCGAAGUGAUGAAAACUGCCUCCCUCAAAACAGUGGCCAAUUUUUUAUUCUACCAAUACCUAACCAACUUCAUGAAUGACAUUUACGACCAGCAGCAGGAAAUAAAUUGCAUUAAAAAUACCAGGAAUGUCUUCUUUCAGCCUUUGGUAAAUCUCAUCUAUCGCAAGUAUUUCAAGGAGGAUAUAAUAGAGGGUUUGGAUUUUUUGUGGCACGAAUUGAAAACUGCCUUUGAGAAUACAUUGAAAUCCGACAGACUAACAUGGAUGAGUGCAGAAACGCGACAAUAUGCUAGUCAAAAGCUGAAGGCCAUAAAUUUGGAAUUAGUCACCUAUGAGCAUAACAAUUUUGCCCAAGAACUUGAGAGUGUGGACAUCAACCACUAUGAUUAUAUCUACAAUAUGAAGUCAAUAUUAAAGCGUCAAGGUGAAUUGGCCCGGGCAAAAUUCAACAAGCCGCCGCCGCCCAUAAUGCCCGACGGGUUUUCACCCAUCAAUGUGAUUACAGAAAAUGUCGUCAAAGUUCCCAUUGGUAUACUGCAACCCUACUACACUUGGUCCAGUUCCUACCCUUAUGCCUAUAAUUUUGGAACUCUGGGCUUCGUUGUGGCUCAUGAAAUUCUUCAUGGCUUUGAUAAUUCAGGACGGACGUGUGACACUAAUGGCAACCUUCUAAAUUGGUGGGAUGCGGAAUCUGAAAUUAAAUUCCACCAACAUGCCAGAUGCUUUGUUGACCAAUACAAGUCUUAUAGCUAUGGGGGUCGGCUGUUGCCCGAGUUGGCCAAUCAAGAUGAGAAUAUUGCCGAUAAUGGGGGAUUGCAUUUGGCCUAUGAGGCCUAUCUAAGUUGGUAUGAAAAGCAUCAGGAUGCUGAGGAAUCUUUUCCUGGUUUGGAAUACAACAAUCGUCAGUUGUUCUUUAUUAGCUUUGGUCAAUUGAUGUGUGCCACAUCACGUUCGGACUUAAUGGCAGAACUAGCGGCUAGUGAUGUUCAUGUUCCAGAGAAAUUUCGUGUUAUCGGCCCUUUAUCAAAUUUUGGCGAGUUUGCCAAGGAGUUUGAGUGUGCGGUGGGUAGUGUUAUGAAUCCCGAAAGUAAAUGUGUAAUCUAUUAA